Messenger RNA from Esox lucius (northern pike), 10122 nucleotides. RefSeq names its product FRAS1 related extracellular matrix 2a (gene frem2a). The transcript is spliced from 26 exons. Gene Ontology annotation, biological process: cell communication. The record is from RefSeq and is a predicted model, not a curated record. NCBI's taxonomy places the organism in Eukaryota, Metazoa, Chordata, Actinopteri, Esociformes, Esocidae. Gene Ontology annotation, cellular component: membrane. Bases 159 to 9518 code for a protein of 3119 amino acids.
AAUGUCUCACUGAGAAUGUUCUCUGCUGUGGUGAUGAUUUCAUGGGAUUCGACGGCGCCUUUCAUUCAUCGUUUUUUAUCCUGUUCUGAUACGGAUUUUACCUGUAGGAAAGAAUAACAUCAUUUGACACUUAUCCACAACAUACUGGAUACAAAGAAAUGUUUCUAUCAGUCACAAUGGUACUAUUUUAUAGACUCAUAUUUCUUGCUGCGCCUCUUUCAGGUAACGGCUUGGCACAGCUGCCGGAUAGCUAUGGACUAUCUUUCCCGUUGAGGUCAGCUCAACUGUCGGAGGAUGCGAUACUGGUGGCAAAUAACGGGAUACGCGUGCCAUUUGGGAGAUCUGUUUUCAUUGAUCCCGUCAAUGAUUUGGUGAUUCAAACACAUCCUGGGGACCGAUGCAGCAUCACUGUGCUGGAUAACGACCCGCUUUCUCAGAGACCGGGGCAUCUCUCUCCCAAAAAGUUUCUUUGUGAUUUUGGUCCCAACGACGUCACCUACUCCCACUUCGGAUCGAGAAGUCCUGUUAAGGACAGAGUGAGGCUACAGCUCAGGUAUGACACGCGAACCGAAACCGUUGUCAUCCCGUUCAUGAUGGAGGUAGAGGUGUAUUUUACGCAGCUGGAGGUGCUGACCAAAAAUUUGCCGCUGACCGUUGAUAAACUGAAGGGGGUUAGUAAUGCUAUUGAUAAAAAUAUAUUGGAAUUCACUUAUGACAGAGACUCGCAUAAAUGUGAGGUGACUUCUUUAGCGAGUAGUGGCACUCUUCCCAGGUACGGAAAACUGGUACAUAACAGACUCCAAAAAACUAUGGACUGUGACAAAUUUACCCGAUCCGAAAUCCGGUAUGAGCACUUGUUUGUUCACAAGUCUCCCAACCGAGACUACAUACCUAUGGUUGUUCAUUUGCGUGAUAAAGAGGGAAAUCUUAUGAAGGAGGAGUAUUUCCAGCUGAUGAUCCGAAUCAGAGAAGGGGAGGAGAAUACUCCUCCUAAACCCAGCUUUGUUGCAAUGAUGAUGAUGGAGGUUAGUCAGUUUGUGAUGACAGCUCUGACCCCUGAAAUGCUGGCUGCAGAGGACAUUGAAUCAGACCCUGAUGACCUUAUCUUCAAUAUCACCUCGCCGCUCUCCUACGAGGAAGGUUAUAUAAUCAGCACAGACGACAGGAACCUGCCGAUCACUUCAUUCUGUCAAAGAGAUCUACGUGAAUUGAAGAUAGCGUACAAGCCCCCCUCUCUGGACUCAGACACAGAGAGGAUCUUCCAGAUAGAGUUUGAGGUGGUGGAUCUGGAUGGGUUUGUCUCGGACCCCUUCGCGUUCAUGAUCUUGGUGAAGCCGAUGAACUCGCUGGCACCCGUUGUGACACGCAACACGGGUCAGCUGCUCUACGAAGGUCAGUCCCGCCCCCUUUUCUCCGCCCACAACCUGGAGAUCAGCGACGAGGACGACCUGGACAGCGUCACCGUAACCGUUGUCGAUGGGCUCCGCCAUGGAAUCCUUACUGUCCUGGGUUCACAUAGGAAGUUCCUCACAGCCGCUGACCUGAAUGCCGGCUUGGCCAUCUACCAACAUGAUGGCAGUGACACAUACAGUGACAAUAUCAUUUUCAGGAUGACCGACGGCAACAAUCAGGUGGAGUUCCUGUUUCCCCUGACAAUAGUUCCUACAGACGACGAGCCCCCUAUUAUAAAUGUCAAUACCGGCCUGGUGCUCUUCAAGAACCAGAUGAUACCCAUCUCCCCUCUGAUGCUCAGUGCCGCUGACAUCGACUCGGAGGAUUCCACCAUCAAGUUUGUGAUUUUGCAACCGUUAUCAACCAUCGGUGUGGUGCUGCUCAGGCAGUCAGACGCCCCGGGAGACCCAGAGUCAUGGAAGUUUAAUGCUGUGGAUGAGGUUUAUGAGAAGGAGGUGACCGAGUGGCUGCAGAAGGACAUCAUUGAUGGGAAUGUGUUCUAUAAACACACGGGACAACAUGACACAAACACAGCCACGGACCGGUUAGUGUUCAAAGUCCAGGAUGACAACGACCCGCCCAACGAAUCAGGUGAGAACAUCUUCCUCAUCAGAGUUCUGCCGAUUGACGACGUCCCCCCCGAGCUGUUCCCUGGGACCACACUCCAAAUGGCAGUUCAUGAGUACCAGCUGACCCAUAUUGGCAGGAACGUUCUCCGCUACACAGAUUUAGACUCAGAGGACCGUGAUCUGAAAUACGCAGUGAUCCAGCCGCCGACAGACACCGACGAGAAUAGCCCGGUGGUCUUUGGGUCCAUUGUUCUGACCGAGAGCCCUGACACUGAGGUCAGUGAGUUUACCCAGGCUCAGGUCAACCACCACAAGAUCUCAUACAGCCCCCCUGACCAGGAGCUAGGCAUCACAGCUCACGUCGUCCAGUUCCGGUACUCUGUCGAGGACCCGGCCGGUAACAGUGUGAAGGGGGAUUUUACGAUUUUCCUCCAGCCAGUUAACAAUAAACCUCCCGAAAUCACUAACACUGGUUUCUCUGUGUUUGAGAGAGGUAUGCAUGUGAUAUCCAGUGUUGAGCUGGACACAACAGACCCUGACACAGACAGUAAACACAUCCUGUUCACUCUCAGGCAGCCUCCACAGCAUGGGCAGGUCCAGCACGGUGUCGCAGACCUCGAAGAAGGGGGUUCCUUCUCCCUAAAGGAUAUCUCGGAUGGAAAGAUUGUGUAUGUCCAAAACGGCGAUGAAACGGUGAGUGACGCAUUUCAACUCGAUGUCAGCGAUGGAAUUCACAUCGCUGCAGUGACAGUCAGGGUUGUCGUGAAACCUGUCGACGACGAAAUGCCAACGAUCAGUUUACCGGCUGGAACGGUCGGUUCCCACAUUGAAGUCCUAGAGAAUGGAGCCACGGGAAUCACCACAAGCGUCAUACAGGGGCAGGACGAUGACACCGAUGACCUCCAGCUGACCUUUCUAAUCGAAGACCCACCGCUGUUUGGCAACAUCCUGGUUGCUGGAGCACCUGUCGGAAAGUUUACUCAAGCCGACAUCAUCAAUGGUUUAGUGAUGUACGCUCACACCAGUGGAGAGAUCGGCCUGACGACUAUUGUGGACGGCUUCAACCUUACCCUUACAGACAUGUCGUAUGAGUGGUCCAUGGGCGGAAACAAGGUCAACGGUGUCCAUGUCCAAGUCACCAUCCUCCCUGUUGACAGCCAGGCCCCAGUGGUUACUGUGGGUGACCAGUUCAGUGUCAUCGAAGGAGGAAAGUAUGCCAUUGGAGCCCAGUAUUUAAAUGCGGAAGACAAAGACACUCCCAGUAAUGAUAUCCUUUGCACCAUCAUUGUACAACCUUCUUCUGGAUACGUGGAGAACAUCUCUCCAGCUCCUGGGUCGGAAACGUCAAGGUCAGGAACUGCAAUCAGUGCUUUCCACAUCGGAGACAUCAGAGAAAAUAAUUUGUAUUAUGUUCAAAGUAUCCACAAGGGGGUAGAGCCGGUAGAAGACAGGUUCGCAUUUAGAUGCUCUGAUGGUAUUAACUUCUCAAAGAGGCAUUUCUUCCCUAUUGUGAUUAUACCAGCUAAUGAUGAAAAUCCAGAGAUCUACUUGAAUGAGAUUGUUUUGAUGGAGGGCAUGAAUAUUGUCAUUGACACUCUUCUACUGAAUGGAGCAGACACUGAUAUCCCAGCAGAGGAGCUCACGUUCAUCAUCUCCAAACCUCCCAAACACGGUUUCAUCCUCAACCAACUAGCCACAGGCUCAGUUCCAGUCACUAACUUCACCCUAGAACAGAUCAGGGAAGCUUCUAGCAUCAUCUAUGAGCACGAUGACUCUGAGACCACGGAGGACAGCUUUGACAUCAUCCUAACAGAUGGAAAGUAUUCUGUGGAGAAAACUGCCAUGGUCAUGAUCGUGCCCCUCGAUGAUGAGACUCCGAGAAUGAUUGUCAAUGAUGGACUUGAGGUAGAAGUAGGUGAGACUAAAGAGAUCAACAACAAAGUACUCAAAGCCACAGAUCUAGACUCAGAUGACAGCGCGUUGAUCUAUGUUGUGCGCUUUGGCCCUGAUCAGGGCCUGCUUCAGAGGAAAAUUCCAUCUGGGCUUCUGGAGAACAUAACUGUGGGCAUGAACUUCACGCAGAGCGAGGUGGAUAAGGGGUUGAUAGUUUACACACACAGCGGUCAAGAGGGGAUACGCGACCUGGUCAAAUUUGACAUCACCGACACCAUGAACCCUCUGAUUGACCAUUACUUCUACAUCACCAUCAGGAGUAUCGACAUGGUAUUCCCAGAUGUGGUCAGUAAAGGGGUUUCUCUGAAGGAAGGUGGUAGAGUUACAUUAACCACAGAUCUUCUCAGUACCAGCGAUUUCAACAGUCCAGAUGAACACUUGGUGUUCACCAUCACCAGGGCUCCGGUUAGAGGACACUUGGAGUGUACUGACACACCGGGGAUACCCACCGUGUCCUUCACCCAACUUCAGUUGGCUGGCUGUAAGAUCUACUACAUCCAUACCUCAGAUGAAGAAGUCAAGAUGGACAGCUUCGAGUUUGAGGUAACCGACGGUUACAACCCGGUGUUCCGUACAUUCCGAGUUGCUAUUGUGGACAUAGACAACAAGAAACCCGUUUUGACGAUUCACGGACUUGUGGUGACGGAGGGGCAAAGCAAACUCAUCACGCCGUUUGAGUUGACUGCCGAGGACCAGGACACAGUUGAGGAGCUGUUGAAGUUCACAGUGGCCCAACCGCCAGUACAUGGCAAACUCCUCUUCAAUAACACAUCACCAGUCACCGUCUUCACCAAGCAAGACCUCGAUGACAACCUCAUUAGCUACAAACAUGAUGGCACAGAGUCCUCUGAAGACUCCUUCUCCUUCACCGUGACUGAUGGGACACACGCCGACUUCUACGUGUUCCCUGACACCGUGUUUGAGACGCGGCGGCCCCAGAGAUUGAAGAUCAAGGUGGUGGCCAUCGAUAAUGGAUUACCCCAGCUGGUGAGGAAUAAGGGCGCCACCACGCUGAGGAUCCUGUCCACCGGGCACCUGGGUUACCCCAUCACCUCCAGAGUUCUACGGGUGGAAGACAGAGACAGUGUUCCGGCGACCUUGGUGUUUCACGUCACCACAGAACCCAUGCAUGGUUACCUUAUCAAUCUCGGCAAGGGGAAUGGCUCUAUCAACAAUUUCAGUCAAGCGGACGUCGAUGAACAGAGAAUCUUCUACGUGUUAAAAAGCAAGCAGAACGCCACCGCAGACUUCUUCCUGUUCUCCGUCGAAGACUAUGGUGGAAACAAGCUGAAGGAACAGCAGUUCCAGCUGGAUUGGGCCUGGAUCUCCCUGGAAAAAGAGUACUAUGUGGUGGACGAGCAGAACGGUUUCCUGGAGGUGGUCCUCAAACGACGGGGCUACCUGGGGGAGACUUCUUUCAUAGGCAUCAGAACUCAGGAUGGCAGUGCAGAGAAAGACCUGGACUUUCAGGGUCGCUCUCAGAGACAGGUGCAGUUUAACCCAGGCCAGGCCCGGGCCACGUGGCGUGUAAGGAUCCUGGCCGAUGGGACCUUUGAGCAGUCCGAAACCUUCCAGAUACUUCUUUCUGAACCUGCAAUGGGAGCAUUGGAGUUCCCUUCAGCCGCCACUGUGGAAAUAUUGGACCCGGCAGACGAGUCAACUGUGUACAUCCCACUGCCCAGUUUCUCAGUCGAGGAGGAUGCAGGGGAGGUGUUGGUGCCCGUCCACAGGAGUGGAGACGUCAGUCAGGAACUCCUGGUGGUCUGCUACACACAUCAAGACUCUGCCACAGGUACCGUCCCCUCCACGGUGCUGUCCUACUCGGACUACAUAUCCAGGCCAGAGGAGCACAUUAGUGUCCUACGCUUUGCCAGGGGAGAGAGGGAGAAACAGUGUGGCGUGGUGGUCAUUGAUGACUCUCUGUACGAGGGAGAGGAGGGCUUCAAUGUGAGCCUGUCCCUGCCUGUUGGAGGGCACCUCGGAGCCCACUACCACACUGCCAGAGUCACCAUACGGCAAGAUCUGGACGAUGUUCCAGUGUUCUACUUCAGUGAUGUUGAGUACCACGUGGACGAGAGUGAAGGUCACGUGGAGGUCAGGGUGUUGAGGACAGGAACGGAUCUCUCCAAGGCCGCCACCGUCACUGUGCACUCCCGCAAGACGGACCCGGUCUCUGCCGAGGCUGGUGUAGACUAUGUGGGGAUCGGUCGUAACCUGGACUUUGCUCCGGGAGUCAGCCAGCAGACCGUCAGGGUGACCAUCCUGGAUGACCUAGGCCACCCUGUACUGGAGGGACCAGAGACCUUUGACCUGGUCCUCCGCAUGCCGGUGGGUGGCAUUCUGGGAGAACCGGCCGAGGCUCAUGUCUACAUCAACGACUCUGUCUCUGACCUGCCCAAGGUGCAGUUCCGGGAGGCGUUGUAUAUGGGGGAGGAGAGUGAUGGUCGUAUCCCGGCAACUGUGCUCCGUAGUGGUGACAUCAGCUACAAGUCCACUGUGCGAUGUUACACCCGCCAGGGGUCAGCAGAGGUCACCGCCGACUUCAUAGAAAGACCAAACACUGACGCCUCCAUCAUCACCUUCCUACCAGGGGAAGUUGAGCAGAAGUGUGUGUUGUCUACACUUGAUGACACACUCUAUGAGGAGGGGGAGGAGCUUAGGCUGAUUCUGGGGAGCCCCACCAGCGAAUCACCGUUCGGGGCGUCGAUUGGAGCGCUGAAUGAGACCACCAUCCUGAUUAAAGAUUCUGCUGAUAAGUCCAUCAUCAAGUUCGGGGAGACCAAGUUCAGUGUGAGUGAGCCGAAGGAGGCGGGCUCUGUGUCCGCUGUAAAGAUUCCCGUGUUGCGAUUGGGCGAUACCUCCCAGGUGUCAGUGGUCCGUGUUCACACCAAGGACGGGUCAGCCGUCUCGGGCGAGGACUACCAUCCUGUUUCAGAAGAUGUUAAGUUCAAGAAGGGGGAGACGAAGCACAUUGUAGAGGUGGAGGUGUUGUACGAUGGAGUCAGAGAGAUGAGAGAAGCCUUCACUGUCCACCUGGAACCAGACUACAACAUGGUGGCUGAGACACAGAUGUCCAAGGUCAUUGUGUAUAUUGAGGAGACCAACAGCAUGGCUGAUGUGACCUUCCCCUCACCGCCUCACGUGGUCUCCCUGCUGCACUAUGACAAUGACGGCAAAGAGAACCUCCACCCUCCUGCUGGCUACCCCGUAGUUUGUAUCACAGCCUGUAACCCCAGGUACUCUGACUAUGACAAGACGGGCUCCAUCUGCUCCAGCGAGCACAUUAACGACACUCUGACGCGUUACCGCUGGCUCAUCAGCGCCCCCACUGGCCCAGACGGUGUCACUUCACCCAUGAGAGAGGUGAACUUCGAUACCUUCUUCUCAUCCUCCAAGAAGAUCACUCUGGACUCUGUCUACUUCCAGGCGGGCUCCAGGGUGCAGUGUGUCGCCAGGGCCGUCAACUCUAAUGGAGACGAGGGUCUGGAGCUCAGCAGUCCCACCACUACUGUCAGCAUGAAGGAGGGGAUGUGCCAGCCUCGUCGAAUGGGCACUGUGGGAGCGGAACCCUUCUCCUCCAAGCUACGCUACACCGGAGCAGACGACCCACAGCACCCCAACCUCAUCAAACUCAUUGUCACCAUGCCACACAUUGAUGGUAUGCUGCCGGUCAUCUCCACCCGUCCUCUGUCUAACUUCGAGCUCACCCUCGGCCCAGACGGCACCCGCGUCGGCAACCACCGCUGCUCCAACCUGCUCGACUACACCGAGGUCACCACUGGUCACGGCUUCAUCACCGCGGCGACGAGGAACACGGAGAGCGUGGGCGACACCUCGCCCUACCAGUACAGUGCCCCCAUGAGGGGAAAUGACACAUUGCGCUUCUACAGGAACCUGAACCUAGAGGCCUGUCUGUGGGAAUUCACCAGCUACUACGACAUGUCUGAACUCCUCUCCAUCUGUGGAGGGACCAUCAGCACGGAUGGACAGGUGCUGAACCUGGUCCAAUCGUACGUGACGCUGCGUGUUCCCCUACACGUGUCAUACGUGUUCUACUCCCCGGUGGAGGCGGGAGGCUGGCAGCACUUCGACAUGCAGUCAGAGCUGCGCCUCACCUUCGUGUAUGACACGGCUAUCCUGUGGACGGAAGGCAUCGGGAGUCCCCCCCAGGCCGGGCUACAGGGUGCUCUAUACCCCACCAGUAUGCGUAUAAAUGUGCAGGGCCGUCUGGUGGUGAACUUUAGAACCAAGGCUGGCUUCAGGGGGCUGUUUGUGGAGACCCACUCUGGAGGAAGGAUCCAAAAAACAGCAUCCUCUCUGUCCUCUAUGGUGAUGUGUGCGGAUCACCCCAGUCUGACCUUUAACCUCAGCUUGGUGAGGAGUGAGCCCACCUACAACCAGCCAAAUCAGCAGUGGACAUUUACGUCAGAUUUUGCUGUGUGUGACUACUCGGGCUCGUACACGGUGACACUGCUUCCAUGCACGGCAGCCCAGAACGUGGAGUACAGCCUCCCUCCCGUCUGUCACCCCAGAAAGCCUGUCACCUUUGACCUGGACAUACGCUUCCAACAGGUCAGCGACCCGGUGGCAGUAGAGUUCAGUCUUAACACUCAGAUGUUCCUGUUGUCCAAGAAGAGCCUGUGGCUCUCGGAUGGAUCCAUGGGCUUUGGACAGGAGGCUGACCCUGUGGCUUUUUCAGAGGGUGACACUAUCUACGGCCGUGUGAUGGUGGAUCCUGUCCAGAACCUGGGGGACUCGUUCUUCUGCAGCAUUGAGAAGGUGUACCUGUGCACAGGCGCGGAUGGAUACGUGCCGAAGUACAACCCCACCAAGUUUGAGUUUGGCUGCCUGGCCGACUCUCCCUCUCUGCUUUACCGCUUCAAGAUCAUAGAUAAAGCCCAGCCUGAGACACAGGCCAGUGGGUUUGAUGAUGUGGGCUUUAAUGCUGUGUUGGCUGUAGACGACCCCACAGCUCUCUCUCUGGUCAGACAGCCUGGAUCAGACGGGUUCAGACUGGACUCUACCGCCCUGUUCCAGGUGGCCGCUGGCCGUGAGUGGUUCAUCCACACCAUCUACACGGUCCGCUCCAGAGACAAGGACCACCGCGGCGUCGGCAAGAGAAGCUCCAUGGUUGCCAUGGGCAAUGACCACUCCGUGACACCGGAGCUCAAUGUUCAAGGUCACCGUGCGAGGAGGUCAGUUGACAGUGCGGCGGUGCCGGACACGGCCAAGGACAUCAGAACGGACAACACCCGCGGCACAAACAUCAUGCACAUCGCCCUGGAUCGUACCAAGGGGAGAGCGGCUGGGGUGGACCAGGUGUACGCCGACGGGCUGGAACCACGGGAUCUCAGCAGGCAAGGGGAGGGGCUGCUGACGGUGGUGGGGGGGUUGAUGGGUCUGCUUCUCACCUUCGUCAUCGUCCUGGUGGUCCGGUCCAGGCGGAAGAGCAUGGGGGGAGGGCGGGGCAUGAAGGACUCAGCCAGCACAGAACCCAUAAUGGUGGCGAGGAUGAACGACUGCAGUGACAGCACCGAGGUCUGAGAGGAAUCACGGAAUGAUCAAAGGAUGGAUGGAUGGACAAAUUAAUAGAAAGAUUGAUGGAAGAAUUAAGGGAAAGAUAGAUGGAUGAAUGAAUGAAAAGAAAGUUGGAAGGGUGGACAGAUGAAUGAAAAGACGGAUAAUUUAUUUGGGGUUUUUUGUAUUCUUAAUUUCAUGUUCAGAUUUUUUUUUCAUCACUGUUUCUGGAGUGAUUGAAAACCCUGAAACUCAUAGUUGUGCAAUGGUGAUUGAAAGUCCUUGUAUAUUGAUUUGAAAUACCUUAUACUGUCACAGCUCCCUUUUAGAAAGCCGCCUGGUGACGGUAUUCAACAACAUCUCCAACAGUCUGGGGAUUUUAAAGAUAUUUCUUACUUUUGAUAAUAUCCUGGUUUUGCUUUUCCUUUGGUGUGGUGUUUCAAGUGCCUCAAGCAGAUACACGCAGACCAACGGAAUCUGUUUUUCAACAAAUAGCUAACGUCUCCACCAAUGGGGAGCGCUCAUGCUAGAGUUUUUGACCAAUGGGUAACAUUAUUCAGGCUUAAUUGUAUUCCUUAUAUCCCAAAAACAUUGCAUACAUUUGCCAGGUCCCAUAUCAAGGUCUAUACAG